ACCUACUUACUCAUGAAACUUAAAGAAUCAAAGGGGGUUUUUCAAUUAAACCCACCAUUAUUAAUCGAAUUUAUAUUCAUCAUGGCAGCGUUACCCAAGAGAAUCAUAAAAGAAACCGAACGAUUAGUAUCAGACCCGGUUCCGGGAAUAACAGCCACCCCGUCCGAAGACAACUUACGAUAUUUCCAAGUAACAAUUGACGGACCAGAAUCAUCUCCUUAUUCUCAAGGUAAAUUUGAAUUAGAAUUAUACUUACCAGAUGAUUAUCCAAUGUGCGCACCAAAAGUUCGUUUUAUUACUAAAAUAUAUCAUCCAAAUAUUGAUAAACUAGGUAGAAUCUGUUUAGAUGUAUUAAAAGAUAAUUGGUCACCGGCAUUACAAAUCAGAACCAUUCUAUUAAGUAUUCAAGCAUUGUUAGGAGCUCCAAAUCCUGACGAUCCUCUAGCCAAUGAUGUCGCCGAAGAUUGGAAGAAAGACGAAAAACAAGCCAUAAAAGUUGCCCAAGAAUGGACUGAAAAGUAUGCCGUCAAGUAAUAGCCAUCUCCUCUUAUAUAGUAUAUCUUCAUAUACAAUCUAUACAAUAAUCUAUAUAUACAAAUAGCUACGUCACACGACUCCAAUACAUUUGGCUUAAGCGAACAAAACAAACAGUAAAUAAAC
Messenger RNA from Hyphopichia burtonii NRRL Y-1933, 660 nucleotides. RefSeq names its product E2 ubiquitin-conjugating protein. The record is from RefSeq and is a predicted model, not a curated record. Gene Ontology annotation, cellular component: nucleus. The transcript has a single exon. Lineage: Eukaryota; Fungi; Ascomycota; Pichiomycetes; Serinales; Debaryomycetaceae. Bases 82 to 534 code for a protein of 150 amino acids. Gene Ontology annotation, molecular function: ubiquitin conjugating enzyme activity. Gene Ontology annotation, biological process: DNA damage tolerance; protein K63-linked ubiquitination.